Molecule: messenger RNA, 1483 nt
Organism: Aspergillus wentii DTO 134E9
Lineage: Eukaryota; Fungi; Ascomycota; Eurotiomycetes; Eurotiales; Aspergillaceae
Product: putative mitochondrial phosphate transporter Pic2
Exons: 5
Coding region: 337-1263 (308 amino acids)
Biological process (GO): mitochondrial phosphate ion transmembrane transport
Cellular component (GO): mitochondrial inner membrane
Molecular function (GO): phosphate transmembrane transporter activity
Source: RefSeq, a predicted model, not a curated record
CAUAGCCAUGCGACACUGCCGUAUCUUCCAUGGCUGGCUGCUCUCGGGCCUAAACUGGGGUCGAUCGAGGGACUGACGACAUUAUCUGCGUUGGUUAAUAAGAAAGGGUAUUCUGCCUGUUUUGUGUCUUGUCUUGUGUAACAUAUUAGGUGGACAGUCGACUGUUACUUGCUUAUCUUUUCGUUUCUUUUUCUACUUAUCAUCGUCAUUGAGGGGUUUCUUUCGUUGCUUUUCUCUCUUUCAAAGACAGGCAGUGACGAGGGAAAUUUUUGAGCGUUUCUUCAUCUUCGACUCUAUAUUUCAUCGCUGAUUGUCGAUACCUUCAUAUACUCAACAAUGGCUAGACAACAAGAGAGAAAGCUUCCCUUGGGGAAGAUAGAGCCCAAUUCCGCAAAAUACUUCUACAGCUGUGCUCUGGGCGGAAUUACCGCAUGUGGCCCUACCCAUACCGCAGUAACACCCCUCGACCUCGUCAAAUGCCGUCGUCAAGUCGACCCCAAGAUCUACACCUCCAAUCUCUCCGCAUGGCGCACAAUCUUCGCAAAAGAAGGACUGCGCGGCGUGUUCUUUGGAUGGGCACCAACCUUCGUCGGAUACUCCUUCCAGGGUGCUGGAAAAUAUGGCUUCUAUGAGUACUUCAAGAACCUAUACGGGGACAAGCUGUUCCCCAACAUGAACCGCACCGUUGUGUUCCUGGGUGCCAGUGCAUCGGCCGAGUUCCUCGCAGACAUCGCGCUCUGUCCCAUGGAGGCGAUCAAGGUUCGCAUGCAGACUACAUUGCCGCCGUAUGCUCGGAACCUGCGCGAAGGCUGGAGUGGAAUUGUAACCAAGGAGGGUCUCUCUGGUCUGUACAAGGGUUUGUAUCCGCUCUGGGCUCGGCAGAUUCCAUACACCAUGACCAAGUUUGCGACCUUCGAGGAGACGGUUAGCAUUAUCUAUAAGACGCUGGGCAAGCCCAAGGAGAGCUACAGUGGGCUGCAGCAGACUGGUGUUAGCUUCCUUGGUGGUUAUAUUGCUGGUGUUUUCUGUGCUGUUGUCAGUCAUCCUGCCGAUGUCAUGGUUAGCAAGUUGAAUGCCGACCGUAAAGCUGGCGAAGGGGCAAUGACAGCCGUGUCGCGGAUUUAUGGCAACAUUGGAUUCCCUGGUCUGUGGAACGGCCUGCCGGUCAGAAUCGUCAUGCUUGGAACCUUGACGGGCUUCCAAUGGCUGAUCUAUGAUUCUUUCAAGAUGUUCCUUGGUCUCCCAACAACUGGUGGUCAUUAGUGUUUCCCGCUGUAACUGGUCAAUUCUUUUUUCUGCGUUGAUAUAAUCCUGGAUAUAGUCUGGAGUCUCUGUAAUUAUCCAUUAGCGAGUAAAUGAAUGCAAAACAUCGUGAAAAGCCUCUGUUGCUGGUGGAUUGUCCGUUUGUAUGGCGCAGUUCGUAGACCUCAAAGCCCGCUGACCGCCUUUGAUAACCACCCGGCAGAACGACUCCAGCGAUCAC